Columba livia (rock pigeon) is the source of this 3958-nucleotide messenger RNA. RefSeq names its product AE binding protein 1 (gene AEBP1). The transcript is spliced from 21 exons. Gene Ontology annotation, molecular function: zinc ion binding; DNA-binding transcription repressor activity, RNA polymerase II-specific; RNA polymerase II transcription regulatory region sequence-specific DNA binding. The record is from RefSeq and is a predicted model, not a curated record. Bases 60 to 3551 code for a protein of 1163 amino acids. Gene Ontology annotation, biological process: protein processing; peptide metabolic process; negative regulation of transcription by RNA polymerase II. NCBI's taxonomy places the organism in Eukaryota, Metazoa, Chordata, Aves, Columbiformes, Columbidae.
AUCCCGCCCCCCCAUCCCAUCCCGGCCGGGCUGUCGGUUCCGGGCCCGGGGCCGGUGCGAUGGGGCCGCCCCGCUCCUGCCUCCUGCUGGCGGCCGCGCUGUUGCCGCUGCUGCCGCCCGGGGCCGAGCCCGGGGCCGCCGCCGCCCCCCCCGCGCUCACCGACGCCGAGAUCGAAGAGUUUCUGCGCGGGUUCCUCGGGCCCCGGGAGGGGGGGGACGGCGACGGGGACAGCGACGGGGAUGGCACCGACUUGGGCUUCAUCACGGAGCUGGGAACCGGCACCGGCACCGGCUCCCCGGAGCGGCUGCUGGAGCCCGAAAAACCCAAGAAAGGGAAGAAGGAAAAAGGUCCCAAACCCACCAAAAAGCCAAAAGAGAGACCCCGAGGCGCUAAAAAGGACAAGGACAGGGACAGGGACAGGGACAGGGACAGGGACAGGGACAGGGGCAGGGGCAAGGACAAGCCCCCCAAGAAACCCAAGGAAAAGCCGCCGAAAGGCUCCGAAAAAAGCCCGAAAGGCUCCGAAAAAGCUCCAAAAGGCGCCGAAAAACCUUCGAAAGGCUCCAAAAAGCCCAAGGAGAAGCCCCCCAAGGCCACCAAAAAGCCGUCUGGUAAGAAGCCACCGGAGCCACCGACCGUCCCCCCGGAGCCCCCCGUCCCCCCACAGCCCCCGCGGGGUGAGGACGACGUGGGGACACCCCAGUUCCCGGAGCUGCCUCCACCAUACGAGGAGGAGGAGGAUGGAGGUGGCCGAGUGUCACUGUCCCCAGGGGAGCCAGAGGAGCCACCAAAGGAGCCCUGGGAGCCAGGACGGGAGGAUUGGAGCCCCGAGCCAGAGCCUGACGUCCCCGAGGAGCCGGAGCCACCGACCCUGGACUACAACGAGCAGCUGGAGCGGGAGGACUACGACGACUUCGAGUACAUCCGGCGGCAGCAGAAGCCCCGCAAACCCCCCAGCAGGAAAAAGCCCGAGAGAGUCUGGCCCCAGCCCCAGGAGACACCGAAGCCAGAGGUGCCACCCCCACAGCCACCCCCCCUGCCCAUCCCGGUGACCGAAGGGGACUACGAGGACACCUUCGAGCCACCCGACUACGAUGACCUGGUGUAUGGGCUGCCACCCCCCCCAAAGCCCAGGAAACACCCAGAGAAGGAGGAGAUGGAGACAGACGAGGAGAAACUCAAACCUGGGAAGCCCAAGAAGGGCGGUGGCAGCAAGGAGGAGGAGGAGGAGGAUCCUUGGGCAGAGGAGAAGGGACGGGACCGCAAAGGAAAACCCAAAAAACCGGGCGGGAAGAAGUGGGACCCGGACGAGGACGAAUGGGCCCCCCCGGAGGAGAAGACAAGAUGUCCCCCCAUCGGCCUGGAGUCCCACCGCAUCGAGGACGACCAGCUCCUGGCCUCCUCCAUGCUGCGCCACGGGCUGCACGCCCAGCGCGGCCGCCUCAACAUGCAGGCGGGAGCCAACGAGGACGAUUUCUUCGACGGGGCUUGGUGCGCCGAGGACGACAGCAGCCGGGCGCACUGGCUGGAGGUCGACACCCGCCGGGCCACCAAGUUCACGGGCGUCAUCACUCAAGGACGCGACUCCCAGAUCCAUGAGGACUUUGUCACCAGCUUCUACGUGGGCUUCAGCAACGACAGCCAGAACUGGGUGAUGUACAGCAACGGCUACGAGGAGAUGACGUUUUACGGCAAUGUGGACAAGGACACGCCGGUGCUGAGCGAGUUCCCCGAGCCCGUGGUCGCCCGGUACAUCCGUGUCUACCCCCGGACAUGGAACGGGAGCCUCUGCCUGCGCCUCGAGGUGCUGGGCUGUCCCCUCUCGGCCAUCAGCAGCUACUACACCCAGCAGAACGAGGUGACGUCCAGCGACAACCUGGACUUUCGGCACCACUCCUACAAGGACAUGAGGCAGCUGAUGAAGGUGGUGAACGAGGAGUGUCCCACCAUCACCCGCAUCUACAACAUCGGCAAGAGCUCGCGGGGGCUGAAGCUCUACGCCAUGGAGAUCUCCGACAACCCUGGCGAGCACGAGACGGGAGAGCCUGAGUUCCGGUACACGGCCGGGCUGCACGGCAACGAGGCGCUGGGCCGGGAGCUGCUGCUGCUGCUCAUGCAGUUCCUGUGCCGGGAGUACCGGGACGGCAACCCCCGCGUGCGCAACCUGGUCACCGACACCCGCAUCCACCUCGUCCCGGCCCUCAACCCCGACGGAUACGAGCUGGCGAGAGAAGCGGGCUCUGAGCUGGGCAACUGGGCGCUGGGCCACUGGACGGAGGAGGGCUACGACCUCUUCGAGAACUUCCCUGACCUGGCCUCAGCGCUGUGGGCGGCCGAGGAGCGGCGCCUGGUGCCCCACAAGUUCCCCAACCACCACAUCCCCAUCCCCGAGCACUACCUGGCCGAGGACGCUGCGGUGGCGGUGGAGACGCGGGCCAUCCUGGCGUGGAUGGAGAAGAACCCGUUCGUGCUGGGAGCCAACCUGCAGGGCGGGGAGAAGCUGGUGUCCUUCCCCUUCGACACGGCACGGCCGCCCAGCGCCACGGCCGCCCCGCGCGUGGCACCGCACGACGACUACGAGGACGACAACCCCGAGGUGCAGGAGACGCCCGACCACGCCAUCUUCCGCUGGCUCGCCAUCUCCUACGCCUCGGCCCACCUCACCAUGACCGAGACCUUCCGCGGGGGCUGCCACACGCAGGACGUCACCAACGCCAUGGGCAUCGUGCAGGGGGCCAAGUGGCACCCGCGGGCUGGCAGUCUGAAUGACUUCAGCUACCUGCACACCAACUGCCUGGAGCUCUCCGUGUUCCUGGGCUGCGACAAGUUCCCCCACGAGAGCGAACUGCAGCAGGAGUGGGAGAACAACAAGGAGUCGCUGCUCACCUUCAUGGAGCAGGUCCAUCGUGGAAUCAAGGGCUUGGUGACGGACCAGCAGGGAGAACCCAUCGCCAACGCCACCAUCGUGGUGGGGGGCAUCAACCACAACGUGCAGACAGCCAGCGGUGGGGACUACUGGCGCAUCCUGAACCCCGGCGAGUACCGGGUGACGGCGCGGGCCGAGGGCUACAACCCCAGCGUCAAGACCUGCAGCGUGUUCUACGACAUCGGGGCCACCCAGUGCAACUUCGUCCUCUCCCGCUCCAACUGGAAGCGCAUCCGGGAGAUCAUGGCCAUGAACGGCAACCGGCCCAUCCGCCGCAUCGUCCCCGGCCGCCCCAUGACGCCGCGCGAGCGGAUGCGGCUGCGGAUGCGGCUGCGGCAGCGCAUGCGGCUGCGGCAGCAGAUGCGGCUGCGGCGGCUCAACGGCACCACGGCUGCCAGCGGCCCCACGGCCCCGCCGCCCACCACGGCCCUGCCCUUGGCCUUCAGCAGCACCACCUACGCGCCGUGGAGCCAAGAGCCGCCCACCGCUGGCACCUGGGAGAUGGAAACCGAAACGGAGGUGGUGACCGAGCUGGUGACGGAGACAGAGGCCUGGGAGCUGGGGACGGGGACGGCACAGCCGCUCACCACAGCCGAGACCUACACCGUGAACUUUGGGGACUAGGGGACGCUCGCCCCCUCGCUCCUGCCGCCAGCCGCAGCCGCACGCUCGCGGAUGGUUUUGUUUCGCCCGCUGCAGGCUCCGGCAUCUGCUUCCAAAGGCUCGCGGAGCCCCGCUCUGAGCUGGGGGGGGUCCAGCCCCCCACCCACGCUGCACCCAGCACUGCAGGGCCCCCCACGCCGACACCCCACGGGCUGGCGGCUGCCGAGGGUCCCCCUGAGAGGACGCGCUGCCCCGUCCCACGGGAGGGGGAGCCUGGCAAGGGACAGGGGGACGCAGGACCCAGCCCUGUCCCCGUCCCCACGGGGGUGGCCCCGCUCUCCAGGGCAGGGCCCGUAUGGAGGGAGGCGCAGCCCCUCUCCCCUCCACACAGUUUUUUUAUUACACAAAUAAAUCAAGUUAUAUUGGUA